AUGGCCGACCGUGACCAUUUGAACGACCUUUCGUGUGACGACGUAACCGACGCCCAGAAUUCCGAUAGCUCCGUUUCCGACAAUGACUCUCAAAGUGCGACUUACCCACAGCAUGGAGGACUUAGACCCGCUGGGGGCCUCCCUGCAUUUGUGCCGUUUGCCGCGUGGAAGCCAGCCCGAUCGUACCAGAACACGCAAACCCUGCGUUACAAUGUCGAGUGGAAGCUGUUUGUAAAGAACCGAGAGCGCGCUGGCCAGUCUGAGCUCGACAUUGUACUCAGUCCAAGAGAGUUCUGGAAGCAUGUCUUGCGUCCGAAGCUCAAGGAGGAAAGCGAGGAUAAGCCCUGGAAGGCUGCAGCGGCUCUGUUCGUCUUGUCGGUCAACGAUCGCAGGACAAAGAGCAUCAAGAAACGCUAUCAAAGCCAAUCAAAGAUCGAAUGGCCGUUUCUAGCGCAAACGCUGCAGGAAUGGAGUAAGUCACUUGGCAAUGAGAAAAUCUUUUCGAUUGAAGCCAAAUUCUACUACGAGCAAUCCGCUAGUCAGGAUGCUGCAGCUAAAGCCGGAAGGGGGGCCUCGAACCAACAAAGAGCUGUACUUGGAGCUGCCAUCAGCGAAGAGAUAGCUUAUAUGGGAAAGCCUGCAGCCAUCCGCACAGCUUAUGCCACGAUGCGAUGCAGUGAGCCUCCUUGCAUGUCUAAAGGAGCGACUCAUUGCUGGGUCUACAACACGAAGCACUACAGACUGUGGCCUCAUCAUAUCAGGAUGCUUGCUGACCACUUACAAUCUGGAGGCAUUCUUCAUGGACACGACGAUGUGCCGGACACAUUCAAAGAGCGACUUCUUGAAGAAGAGCAGAACUGGGAAGAGAGGGAACGUAAAAAAAAGGAGCGUAAGAGGAAACGACGAGACUCGGGUGACUCGUUGACGAUUGUUCCUUGCCAACUUGGCCACGACGGUUCAGGUGCUCCUGUCACUCCCGACAUGGUUUUUCCUACGUCACCACUGUACACCUUUGACAUGCCUAGCGAGGAUACCGUUGCUGCUUACAGUGUCUACCAGCGCAGCCAGUACAAAGGUGAUGAACAAAAGUCAUAUAUCGACUUAGUUCAGGACAUGACCAUCGUCAACGGUUAUACUCUCGACAUGAUUGCCUGCAACCAGGGAAAGAUGUGCAGAUUUUACGAGAAGCACGGCAUCCCGCAAGGUAUUGCUUGGAAUUACGUGUGUAAAAUUCCAUGGUUUGUAAAGAUGCAAGCCAGGUCACGGAAUAUGGGGUGA
Molecule: messenger RNA, 1278 nt
Organism: Beauveria bassiana ARSEF 2860
Lineage: Eukaryota; Fungi; Ascomycota; Sordariomycetes; Hypocreales; Cordycipitaceae
Exons: 1
Coding region: 1-1278 (425 amino acids)
Source: RefSeq, a predicted model, not a curated record